AAGAGCCAUUAUACCCUCCGGGAUUCACUCCGCCUCAGGUUCAGAUUCAAGUUCCUCAGGGUAUACACAUACAACCACCAAGUGCACAACCUCACCCAUAUGUCAAUCAUUCUGCAAGUCAACGAUCAACCCACUUGAAUACCAAUUCAGGACCCAUCCCAAUCGAUCCCAUCAUGGUACCAAAUCUUGAUGACCCUGUUGAACAAGAGAAGUCUCACGAAAUGUCAGAACCUGUUAUAAAUUUAAAAAUUCAAGAUAAAUAUGACCAACUCGAAGAGAGGCUCAAAGCGGUUGAAGGUAAUGACAUUUAUGGGAUUAUUGACGCCAAUGAGCUCAGCCUAGUGCCUGACUUGGUUAUCCCACCAAAAUUUAAGACUCUAGAUUUCGAGAAAUAUGAUGGGACAAAGUGUCCUUCUGCUCAUAUCACCAUGUUUUCUAGAAAAAUGACAGGUCAUACCCAUAACGACAAACUAUUGAUACACUGUUUUCAAGAUAGUUUGACUGGUUCAGCAGCUAAAUGGUAUGUGCAGUUAGAUCGAAGCAAGAUCAAUUCAUGGAAAGACUUGGCCAAAGUUUUUCUUGCCCAGUAUAAGCAUGUCUUGGAUACAGCCCCUGAUAGGCUAUCAUUGCAAAAUAUGGAGAAAAAAUCGAUGGAAACCUUCAAGGAAUACGCACAUCGAUGGAGGGAUGCAGCGGCCCAAGUUCAACCACCACUGAUAGAAAAAGAGAUAACCGUGCUAUUUGUCAAUACACUGAAGGCCCCGUAUUAUGAUAGAUUGGUGGGAAAUGCCACGAAAAACUUUUCUGACAUGGUAAUCUCAGGAGAGAUGAUAGAGAACGCUAUCAAAAGUGGUAAAAUUGAAGGGUCUGAAAAGAAGACAGUAACUGUAAAGAAGAAAGAGCAGGAAACACAUGCUGUCACUCACAGAAAUCCCCCACACUAUCCUUUUAUCCCAUAUAAUCCAUAUCCCCCUUACUACCCUGCCACAAACCAAGUUUCUCAACAACCAUACCAUUAUCGAAGCACCCCAACAACCUUAAUGAAAGGCCACCUUGUCGCUCCUACUUAUGCAAAACCGUUGAGACCACCUUACCCAAGUUGGUAUGACCCUAACGCCAAGUGCGAUUAUCAUUAUGGAGUUACAGGACACUCUACUGAAAAUUGCACGGCAUUUAAACACAAGGUGCAAGGUUUGAUAAAUGACGGGCUUUUAUCUUUUGAUACUAAAUUCAAGCCGAAUGUCAGUGGAAACCCUUUGUCGGAUCACACCGAAGGGAAAAUCAAUAUGGUGGGUAAGGAAAAAUGUGAAAAGAUCAAAAGAUGCACAGAUGAAGUGAGGACCCCUUUUGAAAGGAUGUAUGACUGUUUGUAUGAGACGACCAUGAUUCAACCACUAUUUUCGGAUGACAAUGGCAAUCAUGAAGACCCAGACCAUUUUUGUAAAUACCAUGGGAGAACAAUUGGACAUUCGAUUCAAAAUUAUGAGGUCUUUAAGCAAACAUUGCAGAGCUUGAUGGAUAAGGCCAUCAUUGAAUUCUAUGAUGAAUAUGAUGAAAAUAGUGUGAAUACAAUGGGUGACGAGCGUCCUAGCAAGUCUUUUAUCCCUAAACCCCUCACUGUUUACUAUGAUGAAAAAUCAGAGCCCCUAAUUGAGAAAACUAUCUUCUCUCCCAGGACACCAAUGACCAUUCAUGUCCCUAGUCCAUUCCCUUAUCAGUCCAACAAAGCAGUCCCAUGGCGAUAUGAUUAUGAUGUAGCAAUACGAGGGCCUAAUAUGACCUCGAAUAAUCCAAGCAUAGAGAAUACCGCCAACAUAGCGGGAGUAGGAGGAAUGACCCGAAGUGGUCGAAUUUACACUCCUGAAAUGUCAAAAAGGGUCAGGAAAGGGAAAGACAAGAUAGAAGAAGAAGACACAAAGGAAAGCCAAGAUUCCCAACCGGUGGUAAGCUUCAAAGUCCAAAUUAACAAACCGAUAUCAGAAAAAGAAGCUUGUGAAUUUUUAAAGAUCAUCAAACACAGUGAGUAUAGUGUGGUUGACCAGCUGAAUAAACUACCAGCUCGUAUUUCCUUACUGUCACUACUACUAAACUCUGAGCCGCAUAGGAAUGCUUUGUUGAAAGUGCUCAACCAAGCUUAUGUCGAGCACAACAUUUCUGUUGAGAAGGUUGAUCAUAUGGUUGGGAAUAUUAUAGCCCCUAAUUUCAUUACCUUUAAUGAUGAUGAAAUACCUCCGGAGGGACGUGGUAGUGUUAAGGCCUUACAUGUUACUGUCAAGUGUAAGUCCCACACUAUGGCUAAAGUGCUGAUUGAUAAUGGAUCGUCUAUUAAUGUUAUGCCUUUGACAACAUUGUCAAAGCUUCCAGUGGAUCCUUCUCAUAUGCGAAAUAGCCAUAUGAUUGUAAGAGCAUUUGACGGGGCACGAAGAGAGGUAAUUGGCGAUAUAGAGAUCCCAUUACAGAUUGGUCCUUGUACCUUUAACGUUAUAUUUCAAGUAAUGGACAUAACUCCAGCAUAUAGUUGUCUACUUGGAAGACCUUGGAUUCAUACGACCGGAGCUAUACCUUCAUCACUACAUCAGAAGGUAAAAUUCAUCAUAGAAGGAAAACAAGUCUGUGUGGAUGGUGAGGAAGACUUGUUGGUAACAAAGACCUUAGCAACUCCCUACGUUGAGACAGCAGAAGAAGUAAUUGAAUGUUCUUUCAGAGCUUUUGAAGUAGCAAAUGCUACUUACAUAAGAGAAGGGUCAAGGAUGUCGAUCUCUCAAUUGUCAAAAACUACCAAUAUGGUGAUCAAGCAGACUGCUGGCAAGGGUUGGCGAGUUGGGCAAGGCUUAGGAAAAGCUCUACAAGGAAUCACAAGAGCACCAUGCCUGGUUGAAAACAAAGAAAAAUGGGGGUUAGGCUAUAAGCCUUCAGCUACUGAUAAGAAGAAUGUAAUGCUGGAAAAAAAAGAAAAGAGAAUGGCGCGUUUUCUAAUAAUGAACAUUAUGGAUGACCAAGGCAAUAACACCGGGUUUGAUUUUGAAAAUUCGACUCACAUUAGUGAGCUUGAUAACGAUGUUGAUUCAGAAGACUAUGAUUUACCUCAUGAUUUGUUGAAAUGGAUGGAAUAAGAGAAGAAAAUUAUAGAACCCCACCAGGAAUCAACUGACCCAUUAAAUUUGAGAGAUGGUGAUAAUAAGAAAGAAGUCAGGAUCGGUACUUCACUAUCACCAAUUGAGAAGCAAAAGUUGGUGAAUCUACUGCAAGAGUACAUGGAUGUAUUUGCAUGGUCUUACCAAGAUAUGCUCGGGCUUAGCACAGAGGUAGUUGAGCAUAGGCUACCUCUAAAACCAAAAUAUCGACCAGUACAAUAGAAGUUGAGACGCAUGAAGCCAAAAAUGUUACUGAAUAUAAAAGAAGAAGUAAAAAAGCAAUUUGAUGCUGGUUUCUUAGAAGUAGCCAAAUACCCUGAAUGGGUAGCCAAUAUAGUCCCAGUUCCCAAGAAAGAUGGAAAAGUUAGAAUGUGUGUGGACUAUCGAGAUUUAAAUAAGGCUAGCCCAAAUGAUAAUUUUCCAUUGCCACAUAUUGAUACCCUUGUGGAUAACACUGCUAAGCAUUCCACUUUUUCAUUCAUGGAUGGUUUCUUUGGCUACAAUCAGAUCAAAAUGGCUUGUGAAGAUAUGGAGAAAACUACAUUUGUGACAAUGUGAGGGAUAUUUUGCUAUAAAGUUAUGCCUUUUGGGCUAAAGAAUGCUGGUGCCACGUAUCAAAAAGUGAUGGUCACUCUUUUUCAUGAUAUGAUGCAUAAAGAGAUAGAGGUAUAUGUUGAUGACAUGAUAACUAAGUCUCAAGAAGAGGAAGAUCAUGUUGUUAAUCUCAAAAAGCUCUUUGAAAGAUUACGAAGAUACUAACUUAAGCUGAAUCCAGCCAAAUGCACCUUUGGUGUUAAAUCUAGAAAAUUAUUAAGGUUUAUAGUCAGUGAAAGAGGUAUAGAAGUAGACCCUGAUAAGAUUCGAGCCAUUCAAGAAUUAUCAACACCAUGCACGCAAAAGGAGGUGAGAGGCUUUUUGGGGCGGUUGAAUUAUAUUUCUCGUUUUAUAUCCCAACUUACCUCGAAAUGUGAUCCAAUCUUCAGUUUGCUUCGUAAAAAUAAUCCUGGUGAAUGGGAUGAAGAAUGCCAAAAUGCAUUUAAAAAGAUUAAAGAGUAUUUGAUAAGCCCACCGGUGUUGGUUCCACCAGUUGCAGGAAGACCGUUGAUUUUAUAUUUAACGGUUCAAGAAAAAUCAAUGGGAUGUGUAUUGGGGCAGAGAGAUGAAACUGGCAAGAAAGAGCAUGCUAUAUACUAUUUGAGUAAAAAGUUUACAGAGUACGAGACCAAGUACCCCCAAAUAGAAAAAAUAUGUUGUGCCUUAGCUUGGACUACUCGUAGACUUAGACAAUACAUGCUCUACCAUACAACGUGGCUAAUAUCAAAAUUGGAUCCUCUCAAGUACAUUUUUGAAAAACCAUCUUUGUCAGGCAGGUUAGCGAGAUGGUAGGUCAUGCUCUCAGAAUAUGAUAUUGUGUACGUGACACAAAAAUCCAUAAAAGGGAGUGCAAUUGUUGAUUUUCUUGUUGAUCGAACUACAGAAGAUUAUGAACCUAUGAAGUUUGACUUUUCAGAUGAAGAUUUGAUGGCAAUCUUGCAAAAUGAAGAUAAAGAGCCUGUAAGAGAGGUAUGAAAAAUGUUUUUUGACGGGGUCCAUAUAAUGAGGCAUGGCAUUGGAGCAGUGCUAAUAUCCCCAGAAGGAAAUUAUUACCCAUGUACCGCAAGGUUAGAUUUCAAUUGCACAAACAAUGUCGCUGAGUAUGAGGCAUGUGUCAUGGGGUUACAGAUGGCCAUUGAAAAGAAAAUUGAAACACUAGAAGCAUAUGGAGAUUCUACCUUGGUAAUUUAUCAACUAAAAGGUGAAUGGGAGACCAGAGACUCAAAACUAGUGUUAUACCAAAAGCACAUAGCUGGCCUGAGGAAACAUUUUCAAAAGAUUCAAUUUCAACAUGUUCCUCGAGAAGAAAACCAGAUUGCUGAUGCCUUGGCCACUUUGGCAGCGAUGUUUAAGUUAAAUAAUGGUGUGGGAAUCCAACCUAUUAGAGUACAAAUGAAAGUUUCACCAGCUCACUGUUCAAAUAUGGAAGAAGAGGUGGAUCGACAACCAUGGUACUAUGACAUUGUACAGUAUAUCAAGCGUCAAAGCUACCCAGAGCAGGCUUCAGAAAAUGAUAAGAGGAUCAUUAGAAGAUUAGCAGCAGGUUUUGUGCUUGAUGGAGAAAUCCUGUAUAAAAAAAGUCGAGAUCAGAUUUUGCUAAGGUGCAUCGAUGCAGUGGAAGCAAGAAUGAUACUUGAAGAAGUACACGAAGGGAUUUGUGGAACACAUGCUAAUGGGCAUAUGAUGGCCAAACAGAUCAUGAGAGCUGGUUAUUACUGGUCUAUAAUGGAAAAUGAUUGCAUCGGUUAUGCUAGAAAGUGCCACAAAUGUCAAAUUUAUGCAGAUAAAAUUCAUUCCCCUCUAGUCAUGUUGCACGUCUUGGCACCACCAUGGCCUUUCUCCAUGUGGGGAAUGGAUGUGAUCGGACCCAUAACCCCUAAAGCUUCAAAUGGACAUCGAUUUAUCUUUGUGGCAAUCGAUUAUUUUACAAAAUGGGUGGAAGCAGCUUCGUAUACUAGUAUUACGCGAUCAGUAGUGUGUAGAUUUAUAAAAAGAGAGAUAAUAUGUCGAUAUGGUCUCCCGAAAAGGAUUAUCUCAGAUAAUGCUAGCAAUUUAAACAAUAAAAUGAUGAAAGAAUUAUGUGCACAGUUUAAGAUUAAGCAUCAUCAUUCAGCACCAUAUCAUCCAAAAAUGAAUGGUGCAGUGGAAGCUGCGAAUAAGAACGUCAAGAGAAUAUUAGGGAAAAUGACCGACACAUAUAAGGAUUGGCAUGAAAAGUUACCUUUUGCUCUGCUUGCCUAUAGAACAUCAAUCCGAACCUCCACCGGGGCCACCCCAUUUUCACUAGUAUAUGGGAUGGAAGCUGUACUGCCAAUUGAAGUAGAAAUCCCUUCUCUGAGGGUGUUGAUGGAGACAAAAUUGGAUGAGGCAGAAUGGGUUCAAGAUCGUUUUGAGCAGCUGAAUCUUAUUGAAGAGAAAAGGCUCUCAGCACUCAGUUAUGGACAAAUGUAUCAAAGAAGAAUUAUACGAGCACAUGACAAAAAGAUACGACCUCGAUGCUUUCGUGAGGGCGAAUUGGUGUUGAAAAAGAUUUUACCAUAUCAGCAUGACAAUAGAGGAAAAUGGACGCCCAACUGGGAAGGUCCAUAUGUGAUAAAAAAGGCUUUUUCUGGUGGAGCUCUGAUCCUUACAGAAAUGGACGGAGAUGAAUUGCCAAGUCCUGUAAAUUCAGACAUUGUCAAGAAAUAUUUUGCUUAA
Molecule: messenger RNA, 6425 nt
Organism: Durio zibethinus
Lineage: Eukaryota; Viridiplantae; Streptophyta; Magnoliopsida; Malvales; Malvaceae
Source: RefSeq, a predicted model, not a curated record